This is a messenger RNA of Sinocyclocheilus anshuiensis, 1019 nucleotides long. RefSeq names its product caveolin-2-like. Lineage: Eukaryota; Metazoa; Chordata; Actinopteri; Cypriniformes; Cyprinidae. Gene Ontology annotation, biological process: regulation of cytosolic calcium ion concentration; caveola assembly; cell differentiation. Gene Ontology annotation, cellular component: sarcolemma; focal adhesion; perinuclear region of cytoplasm. The coding region runs from base 173 to 661 and encodes 162 amino acids. The transcript has 3 exons. The record is from RefSeq and is a predicted model, not a curated record. Gene Ontology annotation, molecular function: protein kinase binding; molecular adaptor activity.
GAAAUGUUUCUUAUAGUUGGUUCACAUUUGUUUGGAGCAGUGAAUUGAGUGCCGAUGUGUGUUUUGUCUGCGCGUGAGGGGCGUGGACGCGUCCUGCCCUGAGCGCACAGUGCGCGUACAGCAGGCGCAACACACAGCAGUGCGCGCCGCGCAACUCCAAAACAAACAAAAAAUGGGGCUUGAAAAAGAAAAAAUGGAAACCAGUGUCAUUAUGGAUGAGGAUGAAUUCAAUAGAUCGAUUGAACCUAUACUGGAGGGAAAACCGCACGUGUAUUCAGAAGUCCCGGACAGAGACCCUAAAGAUAUUAACGCGCACCUACAGGUUGGUUUUGAAGACAUCAUUGCUGAACCCAUCUCCACGCACAGCUUUGACAGAGUGUGGAUCAGCAGUCACGCUGUGUUUGAGCUGGUGAAAUUCAUCUUCUACCGGAUCCUCACCACGUUUCUGGCCAUUCCCAUGGCAUUCAUUGCAGGGAUUGUUUUCGGGAUCCUCAGCUGUAUACAUAUUUGGGUGGUGAUGCCAGUGAUCCAGGGCUGCAUGAUGACACUGCCCUCCAUCCACGUGAUCUGGACCAGCCUGAUGGACAUGUUCAUAGUGCCGUUCUUCUUCAGCAUUGGACGGUGCUUGUCGUCCAUUAAUGUAAAGACUGUGCAAAACUGAGCAAAUCUAACUCAGCAGAGAAGUGUUGCAGAAUCUCUUUCUCACAAUGUUGUGGCCUCCUUUUGGAGGAUUAUUAGCUGAAGGAUUAUUUAUCCUUGACUUCUGAAGCACAGAGAAGAGAAAGAAGUUUUUUUUAUUUCAAUGCACAGUUGCAAUAUUCAUUCCAUUGUUUUGGCACUGACACAUCAGCCUCGUAAUGCUGACAUGCUUUUUCAGUACUGUUAUGUAAGUCUAAUUAAGCUUUUGUUAUAUAUAUAAUGCAAGACUUUUCAAAUGAAUAUGUGCUGAAAAUGAAAUCACCCUCAGGUCAUCUAAGAUGUAGAUGAGUUUGUUUCUUCAUCAGAAAAGAUUUGGAGAA